GGGCUUUGCUUUGGAAGGAAAAAUAACCCAGCAAGAUUUGGGACUUCCUCUGCUGAAGGCAUUAUCACAGCAGAUUGCUUUGAGCUGAUCUUUAACCUCCCUUUGGACAACCAUACAAGAACAACUUGGCAUGACCUUUGCUCAAUUGUCUUUUAAGAACAAGGAGUGGGAAUUCUGGUGGUUCAGAGCCAACAAGAUUCCCUCAAGGCAAGUGUGAUAGCUGCAGAGAGAAGUGCCAGACAAGCAUAGUAACGAAGAUGGUAGGCAGCAAAAAGCACAGUACAGAAGAAGAAGCUCAGGAAACUCCCAGAUUUCAACAAAAGACUCUGACGGCACCAGCUCCAUUCGCAGAUGAAACAAGCUGUCAGUGUCAAGCACCCCAUGAGAAGUUAACCAUUGCACAAGCCCGCCUGGGAACACCAGUUGACAGACCUGUCAGAGUGUAUGCAGAUGGAAUAUUUGACCUCUUCCACGCCGGCCAUGCUAGAGCUCUUAUGCAAGCCAAAACUCUAUUCCCAAAUAGCUACUUAUUAGUAGGAGUUUGCAGUGAUGAUUUAACUCAUAAAUUCAAAGGCUUCACUGUGAUGAAUGAAACUGAGCGAUAUGAAGCCCUCAGACACUGUCGCUAUGUGGAUGAGGUCAUCAGAGAUGCGCCCUGGACACUGACACCUGAGUUCCUUGAAAAACAUAAGAUUGACUUCGUAGCACAUGAUGACAUCCCGUACUCUUCCGCUGGAUCGGAUGACGUAUACAAACACAUAAAGGAGGCAGGAAUGUUUGUACCUACGCAGAGAACCGAAGGUAUCUCCACAUCAGAUAUCAUCACACGGAUCGUCCGGGACUACGACGUGUAUGCCCGGCGCAACCUCCAGCGAGGAUACACCGCCAAAGAGCUGAAUGUCAGUUUUAUAAAUGAGAAGAAAUACCGAUUUCAAAACCAAGUGGACAAAAUGAAAGAAAAAGUCAAGAAUGUGGAGGAAAAGUCAAAAGAAUUUGUUUACAAGGUGGAAGAGAAGAGCCAUGACCUCAUUCAGAAAUGGGAAGAAAAGUCCAGGGAAUUUAUUGGCAACUUUUUAGAGCUGUUUGGACCUGACGGAGCUUGGAAGCAGAUGUUCCAGGAACGAAGUGGCCGAAUGCUCCAGGCUUUUUCUCCCCGGCAGAGCCCAAACAGCAGUCCUACGCGAGGCCGCUCUCCAUCCCGUUCUCCAUCUCCACCCUGGGUCAUCAAUAAGACCUCCCCUCCCUCUUCUCCAAAAGCUGCCUCUGCCUCCCUCAGCAGCAUGAGCGAGGGAGACGAGGAUGAAAAAUAAAAUACCUAUUUUUUUAACCAUGAGACAGAAGAACAAGCUAUGAACUCAACCACUGGAUGGGGAGAAGCGUGAGGAACACCAGGGGUAUCUCUGACAGCAAGGGAUGGUGCUCUGGGAGCUGUCAAAAAUGAACUGGAGCAUAGCAAGGGAGAUCUCAGGAAGAGCUUAUCCCAUUCCCACUCCCUCACAGUGCUGGAAGGCCCAGCCAGCAGCACUUGCCAGGCACAGCCCCAGGGACUGACAGAAAAACACACUCGUGCAAGUUCCUGCCCCUGCCUUGCUGCUCUCCAGCUGCUGCUCCAGGCCAGGCCCAGGGGAGCUCCGCACCGAGGGCGGCUGGCAAGAGGAGCCCAGCUGGCUCCUGAUCCAGACCCAGCACACAGAGAAGUGCUGCCUGCAGCUUGCAGAGAGAGAAGAUGCAGUUGUACCCUGCUGACCUUGAGCUCCUCUGGCACGUGAAAGGAAUGGCGUGGCUGCAGCAAAUACAUUGAGAAACAGGGGAUAAAGUUUGGGUUUUUUUCCUUUUGAAUAACAUCUUCCCCUGAGCCCAGAUCAUGCACUGAAAUGAAGAGCUCUUCAGGCAAAUUGGUGGAAAUCCAUUUAACAUAUUCAGUGCUGCUUGUUGACCAAGCCUCUGUGUGGGGUGUACAUAAAGAGUCAAGCUUUUUGCUUUAUCAAAUCACUCUCCAUGUUCCUAGUGCCUGAACAGCUGCCUGAUCACUUCUGGUUUGCUCCCUGGCUUUGCACUUCGAAGGCAUGAAAGUAAAUGAAAAGACAACUGGAAUGUGGUGGUGUAGGAAAUAAGACAGUUUGAAGAUGCUGAUUGUUUUUACUGGUGAAUUAUAAAAAUAUCCCAAGGCCUUGGGACAUGGCCUUCUAGGAAAACCUGCUGCUCCCAGCUAUGUAUCAGCAAAUGACAAGCAAACAAUGCUGUUGUCACAUGAUACUCAGCCAGUUAAACAAACUUCUCAUCAAACUCUAAACGAUGUGUUCAGACACACUGCCCCUGCAGAGGAUCCCAAGGCUGUUCCUCUACACUAAUAUGGAGGGGGAAAAAAGGAAAAAACCAAACUGUUUGAACAGGUUUAGGCACAACUAUAUUAUUUCUCCAUCCAUGACACCUGUACAGCCCAAGCAGAAAUACAGAGGGUAGCACAGGUGAAGCUCUCCCCUCAGUGCUGAUCUUCCUAGUUGGCAAAGCCAGUCCUACCUGACAUUUGGUUCCAUGUUCAGUCCCUCAGCUGGCACCUGCUGAGGUGGCUACAGGAGCUGGCAGGAUUCCUGAGCCCUGGGGCUGAUCUGCCUCACAGCUGCAGGAAACCCCCAGCACUGUGGCAGGGCUGUGCCACUGAUGCCAUUUGGCUCCCAAGCUUGCCUGGCACAGCUGUCUCAGCACACAGGCAUGCUUGAGGCUCUCCAGCCCAGCAGCAGUUUUGGUGCCAGGCCAGCAGGUAAAGGCUGCCACUGCCCCUGUCUCACAGGCAGCCUGCUGGGCACAGCCUUGGACAACACGGGAAGGGAGCUGCAGCUGCCUGGAAUUGUAAACCCACCAGGACACGCUGGCUGCUGUGGGCAGCACCAAUCAGCACUUGCUGGUUCCCUACACAGGCAGCACAAGAAAUGCUGGAGGAAGGAGGGCUCCAUGACAGUGUUGGAAAAAAUCUGAGGGACCAAGAUGCCCAAGGAGCACGUGGGGUGGUUGUGCUUGCUGGCAGCAGCACCCCCAGCUACUGUCCUUACCUCGCUGAGUGACCUGGUAGGUAGACUCCUUUCCAGAAACUCUUCUGGGCAAGUAAAUUACAGACCUUGGUACCAGGCACCAAAUUAGCCCCACACUCUGCUCGCUCCCUAGUGCUUUCAUUCCUCCUCCACUACCAGGUAACAGAUUUUUCUUUGGGAACAUUUUGCCAGAAACUUCUCAGACUACCACAAGAUCAAGUAUGCAGCAUCUCGUACUUUGUCCUCUGGAGUCAAACUAGUUCCUUCACAGAGCUUUGCAAAAAUAGAUGAGCAGGAAAUAGGGUGGAAUGUGCAAAGGGACAGCUACAGCUACUUCAGCUGCCGCCAGCUGUGUGCCCGAUGGGACAAUGCAAUUAAGACCUUUCUCAGCCUUAGGCAACCUGUUACUGUAAUUUCAUACCUGGGAUGCACUUGAUAGUUUUUCUGAUCUUUUGCAAGUCUUAAGUCUUCCCAUCACAAACCACUCCACCACCACAGGAACUGCCUGCUUCUGCUGGUGCUGUUGAUAGAUGAGCCAUGUCCAAAUGCAAUGGAGGUGGGCAAGGAUUUGUUGUUCUUUGCUUUUACCAUUUUUCUUUUGUCCAUUUUACUUUCCUAGCAGUUACUGUUCAGCAGCCCUUGCUCAGUGGUUUGAGUGGAGACAGCACCAUGACUUGUAAAUUGUAACUAGAGAAAAACUCACCAGUGACCUGUUCUUAACAGAAGCUGUUUCUCAGGGUCACAGGUGGCUACCCAGCAACAAAGCCAUAUUCUGUACUAGGUGUCUUGUUUCCAUUUAGGAUAUCACUAAGCUGAAGCCUUUGCCCUGCUGGUACAUUCAUGUGCUGUCUUCAGCAAACCAGAACCUUAUGGUGUCUGGACACGUGGAAGGCAAUUUUGCACUUCUGAGUCAUGGUUGGAUUUUCCUUUUCACAAGUGUUGCUUUAAUUCAGUCCUAUUUAUCAGCCAAGCUCCACAUGAACAAUAAAGUGUAUGACAGACA
This is a messenger RNA of Parus major (Great Tit), 4032 nucleotides long. It is a transcript of the gene PCYT1B, whose product is annotated as phosphate cytidylyltransferase 1, choline, beta. Gene Ontology annotation, biological process: CDP-choline pathway. Lineage: Eukaryota; Metazoa; Chordata; Aves; Passeriformes; Paridae. Bases 258 to 1310 code for a protein of 350 amino acids. Gene Ontology annotation, molecular function: phosphatidylcholine binding; choline-phosphate cytidylyltransferase activity. The record is from RefSeq and is a predicted model, not a curated record. The transcript has 8 exons.